CAGACCCGGCUGGAAAGGCAACAAGGCUCGCAACAUCAUGCCCAUCAUUGGCCGGUCUUGCGUGAUGCUGCAGGUCAGCUUCCAAAAUCAGUCGCCCAUGCUGACCAUUUUUAUGCAGCCGGGCUGCUUCUUUCAUUUAUAGGCCCCGUCUGGCAUGUGUCUUCCCACCUCAUCCGACUCACUCCACCUUUUCCAUCUGUCAUCUCUACCUAGAUUCUUUCUUAUAUCUUAUCCGUGGUUCCUUCUUCUCUGGCCAAGAUCUUAGCCAUCUACCAACACGAGAAAAAAACUCAUUCCCAUCCUAUCACAUCACAAUGUCUGCUGCUGCUGCUCCUCCUGCUCCCCCGGUUAACCCUGACCGGCCCGAGACGGGUCACUCGGCUGGCAAGAGUUCCUUGUCCAGCAAGUCGGACCCGAACCAGGCGUUGAGAGGUGAAGAGGCUGUGUACAGCGUUGGAUCGAGUGGAUUCUCUCUGCGCUCAAUGCAGCAUCGCGAUCGCGAGGGCAAAGUCAUCACUGAACCCGACUUGUCCAACCCUACCCGUUACCGAUUCGAGCGGCCGCUGGACACCAUUCGAUCGUUCGAGGCAGCCAUCGAGCGACGUCGUCGUGAGGCCAUGUGAGAUCACACAUGGCGUGUGAAAAUACUGCGAAUGAUGUUUGAUUCUUGUCAUUAUGUUUGGGUUCGGCGCUGGACGACGUAUGGAUAUGGACAUGGAUAUGAUUUGGUUUGAUUGAGCGUGUAUAUUACUUUACUGGGUAUGCUUCUGGAAUAUUACCUGCUAUCUUAUCA
This is a messenger RNA of Aspergillus vadensis CBS 113365, 793 nucleotides long. RefSeq names its product DUF2406 domain-containing protein. NCBI's taxonomy places the organism in Eukaryota, Fungi, Ascomycota, Eurotiomycetes, Eurotiales, Aspergillaceae. The record is from RefSeq and is a predicted model, not a curated record. The transcript is spliced from 3 exons. The coding region runs from base 315 to 623 and encodes 102 amino acids.